This is a messenger RNA of Momordica charantia (bitter melon), 932 nucleotides long. RefSeq lists its product as uncharacterized. The record is from RefSeq and is a predicted model, not a curated record. NCBI's taxonomy places the organism in Eukaryota, Viridiplantae, Streptophyta, Magnoliopsida, Cucurbitales, Cucurbitaceae.
ACAGUUCACAAAUUUAAGUGGUUCCAAAAUCAAUCACUGUUUAUUGUGAGGAAGUGUGAAACUCUGUUCAGAAAAUUAUAAGCCACAGAUUUCAGGUCAUGGAAACUUUGGUUAGUCAAAGAAGAGUGAGUUUUGGUGAUUCAGGACAACAUAAAAAAGAUGCUUCCAUCAAAUCUAGAGAUGGAAUUCCACAGCCAAAAACAAGAUCCUUCAAAGAGGAUAAAAAGGGGUCCAAGGGGCUACAAUGGCAUUUUUCAAACCAAAUGAAUGAGGAUCAUGAUUCAAGGGAUAUAGAGUUUGCCACUGCAGUAGCAUCAGCUGCACUUGCAAUUCACUCGCUUGAAGAAACAGAUUUACAACAUCAGAAAAAGAUCAGAGAGAGCCUAGAAACCCCAAUGACAAAGGUUAAAAGCAUAAAAGAUGACACAGCUGCAAUCCCAACCAGCGUAACGAGGCGAUUGUCCAACAAGGAAACAACUAAUCCUGGCCAAUCUUCAAUAAAGAAGCCAAUGGGACAAGAAAAGAAGGAACCAGGGACUGGAAUUCCUUUACCGCCACCGAGACAAAACCUCGUACAAACAAGAGCUGAUGUGUGGGAGAGAGAUAAGAUGGAGAGGAUUAGAAAGAGGUAUCAGAAGAUGAAGUCUUCAAUUCUUGCCUGGGAGAAUGAGAAGAAAAUGCAUGCAAAACUUCAAAUGGAAAAGAAAAAGGCUGAAUUGGAGCGCAAAAAGGUGCUGUUUCUGCAAUAUUACCAGGACAAUAUAGUACGGAUAGACCAGAUUGCAGGGGGAGCAAGAGCACAACUAGAAGAGAAAAGAAAAAAUGAAGAGGAUAAAGCAAGAGAAACAGCAAACAGAAUCAGAUUGACCGGAAGACUUCCUGUGACAUGUUUCUGCUUCCAGUAUCACUAAGAAUGAGACUUGACCGUAUGA